AUGAACAAGAACUCGGUCAAGAUGACCAAGGAGUAUGGGAAGUUUAUUAAGGAACUAUAUCCAAGAACGAAAAAAUCAGAUCCCAUAUUCAGAGAUGUAACCAAAGAAUUCAAUGUUGUCAACAACUCAAUCAAGUAUUCGUCCAUAGUGUUUCACGAACGGUUAUUCCAAGCUUAUAUGAGCCUUCCUAGCCCUCGAGCAUUAUUCAUAACCUCAGAUGACUUGAACCAAUUAGUUCAAGUUUUCUUGUAUGCAUCGAGAAACUUCCAUAGGUUGAAUACCGAAACUAAUAUCAAACAAAAGCCUACUUUGGCUAUGCGAAAGUAUGCCAAACGAAAGCUAGACCAGAGGAAAGCCUAUAGCAAUAUGUGUUCCAAGAUAUUGCAAGAUAUAGUUGAGGCAAAACUUCCGUUAACACCCACUGAACGAAUCAAAAUGGUGCAAUUGUCCUUGUUUAAGGAUAGACAGAAUAUUGCCAAGUACUAUGACCAGGAGGUUCAACACCUGCAUUAUGAGCCAUUAAAAUAUCGGAAAUUUAACUAUGAAACUUACACCCAGUUGAGAAAACUGUUACCACCUGGAACAAACUCAAAUUUGCUUCUUUUAGAUUUAGCAUUAAGAAAUAAUGAAAUGGAGGUGGUUGAAGAAAUUUGGAAUUCCAAUGAGUACGUGUCUGGAUCAGGGGUGAUCAUGUUGCUUAAUUAUUUCCAAACUAAAUUAAACAAACCCGAUACGAUUGAUUAUUUAAUUAAAAUAUUGCAUGAGAUUAACAGCAUGAAAUCAGUCAAAGCUGCAGUCAUUGACGAAGUUAUUUCAUUACUAACUAAAAUGGGAAGGAUCAAUCUCGCGCAAGACUUGGUUCAAGCUGCAUACUAUUCUAAACUAGACCCCAAGAAAUCAUGGGUGCAUUAUUCUGAACGAGAUUAUUAUGCUUGGUGCCGAUCAAUAUACCACAGAUUGAUGGCCAUUACCAAAGAUUAUGAAGUGAUUGCAGAAUUGCACCCAAGUAUAAAGACGUUUCUCAGUUUAGCUGAAUAUCAUUGUUACACACCAUCAAGUUCGUUCAGCCAAGUUAGAGAUGUUCUCAGGCUUAUGGACAAAACUACAGAUAUUCCCACCAGCCAGGUUUUCUACAAGUUAAUUCUUAAAGGAUUUGACAUUCAUAGUAAGAUAAAGGAUAGACAAGAUUGGACGAUUGAUAAUUUGCUUCAAAUCACCUCGGAAAUUAUCGGAGAGGUGAAUACAGUCAACUCCCACGAAGCAAUCAUGGAUUUGAUCAAGAGUGGUGACAUUGAAUCGUUACAACAGCUAGAACCAAACUUCCAUGUAGCAUUCAAGGAAGAGGAAACCAAAGGUGAAGUGAAGACUUCAAUUCUGGCUGAUUUCCUUGACAUCAUACUAGACAUAUAUGUCGUUACUCUUGAAAGUUACUAUCGAGCAACUGAAGAUGACAGGUAUAACGAUGCAAUUAUGGAAAUAAAGAGGAUAAAAGAACAGCACACCAGGAAAUAUCUGAUUGCUAUGCAUACAACCCAUGAAUACCUGAGAAUUAUCUAUGAUGAAACGGAGACCAAGAAGGCAUAUUUGAUUGAAGCUAUCAACCGAGUGAGCGAUAUUAUCUCCAGGGAGGAUGGAUUAGAAGAUUAGUGCGAGGAGGAAGAGAACUGAAAAGUGUACAUAUAAUGACCCUGGUCCCAGGACCACUCUAGUCCCAGGACCACCCUGUAUAUAUAACGAUUAGCAUUUAAUAGACAUUAUUUAUUG
Messenger RNA from Spathaspora passalidarum NRRL Y-27907, 1764 nucleotides. RefSeq lists its product as uncharacterized. The transcript has a single exon. Lineage: Eukaryota; Fungi; Ascomycota; Pichiomycetes; Serinales; Debaryomycetaceae. Bases 1 to 1647 code for a protein of 548 amino acids. The record is from RefSeq and is a predicted model, not a curated record.